This is a messenger RNA of Prunus armeniaca (apricot), 1287 nucleotides long. NCBI's taxonomy places the organism in Eukaryota, Viridiplantae, Streptophyta, Magnoliopsida, Rosales, Rosaceae. The record is from the annotation of a GenBank genome assembly.
AUGUCAAACUUGUCGAGGGUGUUGGAGAGGCAACAGAAACAAAGGGAAGAAAUCUGGCGUAGACGUGCUCAAGAAGAUCGGGACGCCGAUGAAGAAGAGGAACAAAUGCUUGCAGCAGCGGUGUGUAUGAUGGAUCAAUCAAGGCACCACCGUCGUCGUCGUGCCCCGAAUGUGGACAGACAUAGGGAGUCUCGGGGUAAGAAUCUCAUGGAGGAUUAUUUUAUCCCAAAUUCAUUAUAUCCUGCUUCUAAGUUUCGAGAGAGAUAUAGAAUGCAGCCACAUUUGUUCCAAAAAAUCAUGCAUGAUAUUUGUAAUUACGACACAUACUUCAUUCAAAAGCAUGAUGCUGUUGGAGCUUUGGGUCUUAUCCCGGAGCAAAAACUUACAGCUGUUUUGCGGAUGCUUGCUUAUGGGGCAUCUGCAGAGCAGUUGGAUGAGAUUGCAAGGAUGAGAAAAUCUACUAUCCUAGAGUGCUUGGUGAGAUUCUAUGAUGCAGUGAAAAAUUUGUACACGAGGGAGUACCUUCGCAAACCCACGCCAAAAGACCUGCAACGGCUUCUACAAAAAGGCGAGGCUCGAGGAAAGUACGGGAAUCAGAAGGGCCACAAAAGUAUAAUUUUGGAGGCCGUAGCUUCAUUCGAUUGUUGGGUUUGGCAUGCCUUCUUCGGGGUUGCCGGAUCUCAGAAUGACCUCAAUGUCCUUGGUCAAUCCCAGGUGUUUGACGAGGUAUUGCGAGGUCAUUCCCCCCAGGUCACGUACCAAAUCAACAAUACCGUUUACUCUGGUGCGUACUACCUUGCCGACGGAAUUUAUCCUAGGUGGACGACAUUCGUGAAAACAAUUCCGAAUCCCCAAUCCGAGAAGGAAAGAAACUUUGCUUCCUUUCAAGAAGGUUACAGGAAAGACGUGGAGAGGUGUUUCGGUAUCUUGCAAGCUCGUUUGGCAAUUAUUAGAGGUGCUGCUCGGAUGCUAGAUGAGGAGGUGCUGCGCAGUAUUAUGAUGACUUGCAUCAUCCUCCACAACAUGAUUGUGGAGGAUGAGUAUGACUAUGAUGCUCCAGAGGUGUUUGAACCCGAUCCAAUGAACACAUCGUUGACAAGAAUAUAUGAAAGGCCGAUUGGACCAAAUGGACUACCACUGGAGCCCGAACCGUUACUUCGGGAUGGUCAAUUCAACAACCCCAUGAUUGAUCGGUAUAAAGAAAUGCAAUCUUCAUAUGUUCACGAGAUACGUCAAGGUGACUUGGUCGAGCACUUGUGGGAGAUGAAAGGCAAUCACAAUGGAUGA